UCUCGGACAGCAGGAAUGCGCUGGAGGUUUUCCUGCGAGCUCAUGUUGAAGAGUCCCGCGUCUCGACAUGGACAUGUGGCCGCUGGUGCUCCUGUUCGUCCCGCUCUGCUUGUGCUCGGCGUACGAAGGGUCAGGCCAGUAUGCAAAUGGAGGCGAUGAGGACUGGUAUUCAGGGAUCCCGUGGUGUGCGCCCAUUAAGGUGAAGCAUGGGGACGUGAGCUGCCGUACACCCAGAGGAGAGCACUACAGGAACGUGAUGGGGACUCGCUGCAAGAUCCGCUGCAAGCAGGGAUACGAGUCCCCGAGCUCUGAGGUGGUGUGCAUGGCCAGCAAGCACUGGUCCUCUAACUACGCCUGCCGAGAGAUCCGCUGCCCCAAGCUGGACAUGCCGGCUAACGGCGGCUACAAGUGUUCGGACGGCUCCUACUUCAACUCUCGCUGUGAGUUCUUCUGCUCGCCCGGAUUCAGUCUGAAGGGACAGAAGACGGCGACGUGCCAUUACACCAAGGCUUGGAGCGCCGGAGUCCCCACUUGUGUUGAUAUAGAUCCUCCAAAAAUCAAGUGUCCUAAUCUGAAGGAUAAGUGGGCAGAACCAGGAAAACUAACAGCGAGGGUGACCUGGGACACAUCAGAGGGUGUGGACACUGCGGAUGGCAUUCUCACAGAUGUUAUCCUGAAAGGGAAAUCUUCAAAAUCAGACUUCCCAGAGGGGCUCCAUAAGAUGUCCUACACUGUGUUGGAUCGUGCGGGGAACAAAGGAUCAUGUCGCUUCAGUCUCAGAGUGCGAGUGCGGCGCUGCAGCCCCCUGUUUGCCCCGGACAACGGUUACAUGAAGUGUGACAGUGACGGAGACAACUACGGCGCCACUUGUGAGUUCAUAUGCACCGGUGGCUACGAGCUGCGGGGCAGCGCUGCCCGAGUGUGUCAGUACGGACUCACCUGGUCUGGCUUAGACACCACCUGUGCAGCCAUGAACAUUAACGUGGGAGUGCGUACAGCUGCCGCGCUGCUGGACCAGUUCUAUGAGAAACGACGGCUCCUCAUUAUCUCGGCUCCGACUGCUGCCAAUCACAAUUACCGCUUCCAGAUGACGAACCUACAGCACGCCCAGUGUGGACUGGACCUGAGGCACGUCACAGUAAUGGAGCUGGUGGGGACUUACCCAGCACAGAUUGGCCGGAUUCGACACAGGAUGCUCACUCCAUUUAUGUCCCUGCAGCUCAGGUUACAGCUUCUGAUUCCUCAACGGUCUUUCCAAAUGGUGCUGUUAGACAAGCAGGGCACGGACAAGCAACGCUACCCGUUCCCGAUUACAGCGGCUGAAUUAUUCACCACCAUCGACACCUUCCCCCUCCGCAAGGACGAGAUGGUGCUCCAGCAGGGAGCUGGCCAGACCUGCCAAUCAUAAAACACCGACUGUCAGCCAUCUUGGAUCCUUCUCCUCCUCAGUCACAGCAGACAGAUCUCCUUUUUUGUAUCCUCUCAUGUCCCACACGCCUCCCUGAACUCAUCCCGUCCUGUUUCCAGAAGGUGUGUGUGUGUGUGUGUGUUGAUCUGUUGACGCCUGAAAGAGGUCACCAAAGGGAAUGGGUCACACAGUAUAUUACAAUCAUAUUGAUUCCUGUGUCCUCUGUAACUGCAUCUGUUGUUUUAUUAUUCAUAAUAUUUUCAAAGCAAAAUAUGUUUCACUAUAUUGUACAAAAAGAAUUUUUACUUCAUGAGCUGGCGUGUUCACUCUUCGCCUGGCUAAUAUUUAUAUCUCACGUCUUUUAAUGAUGUCCACUCUUUGGAAUAAUGUGUGGGUGUUAAGUAUACAGGACACUGAUGCUCUGAUUAAAUAUGUCUAUCAUU
Molecule: messenger RNA, 1851 nt
Organism: Pseudoliparis swirei
Lineage: Eukaryota; Metazoa; Chordata; Actinopteri; Perciformes; Liparidae
Gene: srpx
Product: sushi-repeat containing protein X-linked
Exons: 10
Coding region: 68-1408 (446 amino acids)
Source: RefSeq, a predicted model, not a curated record